Messenger RNA from Neopsephotus bourkii (Bourke's parrot), 5841 nucleotides. It is a transcript of the gene PRDM16, whose product is annotated as PR/SET domain 16. Gene Ontology annotation, cellular component: nucleus. The coding region runs from base 118 to 3918 and encodes 1266 amino acids. The transcript has 17 exons. Gene Ontology annotation, molecular function: histone H3K9 methyltransferase activity; protein binding. The record is from RefSeq and is a predicted model, not a curated record. Lineage: Eukaryota; Metazoa; Chordata; Aves; Psittaciformes; Psittacidae.
UUGAAUGCUCUGUGCGCAUGUGCGAAGGUGUCCGAACUGACAAUGCUUGGGAGAUGAAGAUAGUGUGUAGCUGCUUCUGGGCUCGGGGAGGAGGAGAGGAAUCCGCCAGCCGACACGAUGAGAUCCAAGGCGAGGGCGAGAAAACUGCCCAAAAGUGACAGCGAGAUUGUAAAUAAUAUGUACGAGACCGACCCUGAUCUCCUUGCUGGCGAAAGCGCAGAGGAGGAAACAGAGGACAGUAUUAUGUCCCCCAUUCCUGUCGGACCUCCAUCACCCUUUCCCACCAGUGAGGACUUCACUCCCAAGGAGGGCUCACCUUAUGAAGCUCCCGUCUACAUUCCUGAUGACAUUCCAAUCCCACCAGAUUUUGAACUCAGAGAAUCUUCGAUUCCAGGGGCAGGGCUAGGGAUUUGGGCCAAAAAGAAGAUUGAAGUUGGGGAAAGAUUUGGACCCUAUAUGGCAGUACAGAGGAGCACAUUAAAGGAAACAAACUUUGGAUGGGAGCAAAUGCUGACUGAUCCCGAGGUGACCUCCCAAGAGGGCAACAUAAAAAAGAUUGCCGAUGAGCUGGGCAAUGAGAAGUUCUGUGUUGAUGCUAGCCCAAGUGGAGCUGGGAACUGGCUGAAGUACAUCCGCGGGGCCUGCUCCUGUGAGGAGCAGAAUCUGGCCGUGUGUCACCUCAACGACCAGAUCUAUUAUAAAGUUAUUAAAGAAAUUGAGCCAGGAGAAGAGCUUUUGGUGUAUUUGAAGGAAGGUGGUUAUUCCCUUGGGAACAUGGCGCCCAGCAUGGAAGAAGAGCACUCGUUCCGCUGCGAGGACUGCGAUGAACUGUUCCAGUCCAAGCUCGACCUGCGGCGCCACAAGAAGUACGCCUGCAGCGCUGUCAGCUCCCUCUACGAGAGCCUGAGUGACGAGAUCAAGCAGGAGGGUCUUGGCGAUGGACAGGUCUAUGAGUGCAAAGACUGCGAGAGGAUGUUCCCCAAUAAAUACAGCCUGGAGCAGCACAUGGUAAUCCACACUGAGGAGAGGGAGUACAAGUGCGACCAGUGCCCCAAGGCUUUCAACUGGAAAUCCAACCUGAUUCGGCACCAAAUGUCUCACGACAGUGGGAAACGGUUUGAAUGUGAAAACUGUGUUAAGGUAUUCACCGACCCCAGCAACCUCCAGCGGCACAUCCGCUCCCAGCACGUGGGUGCGCGGGCUCACGCCUGCCCGGACUGCGGCAAGACCUUCGCCACCUCGUCUGGCCUCAAACAGCACAAGCACAUUCACAGCACUGUCAAACCUUUCAUAUGUGAGGUCUGUCACAAAUCCUACACGCAGUUCUCCAACCUGUGCCGGCACAAGCGGAUGCACGCGGACUGUCGCACCCAGAUCAAGUGCAAGGACUGCGGCCAGAUGUUCAGCACUACCUCCUCCCUCAACAAGCACCGGCGCUUCUGCGAGGGCAAGAACCAUUACAACCCUGGGGGCAUUUUUGCCCCCGGCCUGCCCCUCACACCCACUUCCAUGAUGGACAAAUCCAAGCCCUCUCCCAACCUCAAUCAUGCCAGCCUGGGCUUUAAUGAUUAUUUCCCAUCCCGCCCGCACCCGGGGGGUCUUCCAUUCUCACCUGCCCCCCCAGCAUUCCCUGCCCUCACGCCAGGAUUCCCAGGGAUUUUCCCACCCUCUCUAUACCCCAGGCCCCCCUUGUUACCACCCACACAACUGCUCAAAAGCCCCCUCAACCACACUCCGGACGCAAAGCUCCCGAGCCCCCUCGGGAACCCAGCACUUCCUCUGAUCUCCGCAGUGAGCAACAGCAACCAGGCCGCUUCCGGAGAGGAGAAAUGUGAAAGCAGCCUGGAAAACUCCUACCUGGAGAAGCUAAAAGCCAGGAACAGUGACAUGUCCGACGGCAGUGACUUUGAGGAUGUCAACACAACCACAGGCACAGAUCUGGACACCACUACUGGCACGGGUUCCGACCUGGACAGUGAUGCAGAGAGUGACAGGGACAAAACGAAAGAUAAGAGCAAACAGAUGGAGAGCAAGCCAGAUUUUGUCAGCAGCUCUGUGUCUGCAAGUUCCACCAACAACUCGAGUGAGAUCCCUCUCUUCUAUUCUCAGCAUUCCUUCUUUCCUCCCCCUGAAGAGCACUUGCUGCCUACCACGGGGGCAGCCAAUGACUCUAUUAAAGCUAUCGCCUCCAUUGCAGAGAAGUAUUUUGGGCCUGGCUUUAUGGGGAUGCAGGAGAAAAAAAUGGGUUCGCUCCCAUAUCAUUCCAUGUUCCCUUUUCAGUUCCUCCCCAACUUCCCCCAUUCCCUCUAUCCUUUCACGGAGCGGACCCUCAAUCACAACUUGCUGGUCAAGGCAGAACCAAAGUCACCCAGGGACCUCCACAAAGUCGGCAGCACCAGCUCAGAGUCACCCUUUGAUCUCACCACAAAGCCAAAAGAGAUUAAGCCAAUCUUGCCGCCACCGAAGGUCCUGCCAGCCCCGUCCUCAGGGGAGGAGCAGCCGCUGGAUCUGAGCAUCGGCAACCGCAUCCGAGCCAGUCAGAACGGAGGCAGGGAGCCACGGAAAAACCACAUCUAUGGGGAGAGGAAGCUAAUGGCAAGUGAAGUCUUACCCAAGAUUUCCCAGUCUCAACUGCCUCAGCAGCCAUCCCUGCAUUAUGCUAAGCCAUCACCCUUUUUCAUGGACCCCAUAUACAGCAGGGUGGAGAAGCGGAAGGUGACAGACCCUGUGGGUGCCCUAAAGGAGAAGUACCUGCGACCCUCCCCGCUGCUUUUUCACCCCCAGAUGUCAGCCAUAGAAACAAUGACAGAGAAACUGGAGAGUUUUGCAGCCAUGAAGGCAGACACUGGCACCUCCCUGCAGCCCCUUCCACAUCACCCCUUCAACUUCCGAUCUCCGCCUCCCACGUUAUCGGAUCCCAUCCUGCGCAAGGGCAAGGAGCGGUACACCUGCAGGUACUGCGGGAAGAUCUUCCCACGCUCGGCCAAUCUGACCAGGCAUCUGCGGACACACACUGGAGAACAGCCCUACAGGUGUAAAUACUGUGACAGGUCAUUCAGCAUUUCCUCCAACCUCCAGCGGCACGUUCGAAACAUCCAUAACAAGGAGAAGCCAUUCAAAUGUCACCUGUGUAACCGAUGCUUUGGGCAGCAGACCAACCUGGACCGGCAUCUUAAGAAACACGAGCACGAGAACGUUCCAGUGAGCCAGCACUCCGGAGUCAUUACAAACCACCUUGGGACCAGUGCCUCUUCCCCAAACUCGGAAUCAGACAACCAUGCACUUUUAGAUGAAAAAGAGGAUUCGUAUUUCUCUGAAAUCAGAAAUUUUAUUGCAAAUAGUGAGAUGAACCAAGUGUCAGCUUUAGUAGAUAAAAGGCCAGAACUCCAGGAUAUUGAUGGCAAUUCCCAGUGUCAUGGAUUAGCAAAUGAGAAAACAGAAGAUGUGGACGAUGAAGAUGAAGAACUGGAAGAGGAAGAUGACGACAGCCUGACAGGGAAGUCCCAGGAUGAAACGGUAUCACCCACCGCAGAGCCCCGAGGAGCAUUUGAGGAUGAAGAGGAUGAAGAGCCCACAUCUCUCACCAUGAGCUUUGACCACACCCGAAGGUGUAUUGAGGAGGACGAAGCCGGCCUGUUAGAUUUGGAGCAGAUGCCGAAUUUUGGGAAGGGGCUGGAUCUUCGCAAAGCAGCCGAGGAAGCAUUUGAAGUUAAAGAUGUGUUUAAUUCCACCUUAGACUCUGAGACAAUAAAACAGACUCUGUACAGGCAGGCUAAAAACCAGGCUUAUGCAAUGAUGCUGUCCCUGUCUGAGAACGCUCCCCUCCAUGCGUCCUCCCAGAACUCGCUGGGUGCUUGGUUGGACAUGGCAGGAGCAGCUUCAGAGUCGGGGACCUUCAACCCCAUCAACCACCUCUGAGAGGUCAACAAGGCACUGGCCAGAGCCCCGGCGAGGAGGCGGUGGUGCUGCAAUUAUCCCAGCAAAAAUCCCAGCAAGCAGAAGACAGAUGAGGGGGCCUCAGGGAGUCGUCUGGACCCUUGGCUGAGGAGGAAACCUGUCGCGUCUGACCUGCAGGUCCUGCCUUUGUGUCUGUCCAGAGUUUUCCUUUCUAAUUUAUCAGCAUGAGCCUCUCCAGAACUGGAUAACCCUGAAGCAGCCCCAGGAUUUCACAGUCUGUAGGAAUAGCACGAGCAAGACACGAAUUGCAACAGUGCAAUCAAGCAUUGGCCCCUCUAACCUUACCCAGCGGUUAUCACUGAGCCAGUAGAGCCUGCCUGUAAAUGGAAGCUUGAAACCAUUUGGUAGCAUUUCCUCUCAACUCAGCUGAAUGGUGAAGUACGAAGGGAAGAGCCAGGUGUGACCUCUCCCUGGUGCAAUUCUACGCAGUCACUGGAGUUAUACCAGGGAAAGGGAAAUUCAACCCAUUCUGUUGCCCCCCAGAAGAGUUUGGUGUGUGUGGUGGGUGAGCUUCGCCUGACAAAGGACAGUUUGGACAUGCCUUGGCUUACCAACCAGGGGUUUAUAGAGUGGCAGCCUGGCAGUGUCAAUGGUGGCAGCAGUUCCUGACUCCUGCAGUUGUUCUGCUGUGCUGGACGGUUCCUACACAUCACCCGCUCCAUGCAGCCUGUAAUUUCAGUGGAAAGAUGAUUAUUUCCUUGCUUCAUCAGGCUCAGGGGUACAGCCCUCUAUUGAAGCACAUAGCUCAGAGUCCAGUUGUGUCUCUGCCUCUGCAAUUGCUGGCAGAUAUUUUAUGAGUCUCACCCCCUUCACUGAUCCAGAGCAGCCUUCAGAAAGACUGUGAUGGUGUCUCUGCUACUCUGCAUUGCACUUACAGUCUGCUGUUGGAGCAGGGAUUUUGCAGGCAAAGCUGAAUUAGAGUAGUCAAGAAAGCACUUAAACCUUGCAAAGGAUGGCAUUGGCUCCACAGAGCAGAUCUCAAAUGUGUGUCUGGAGAAAUUUCACAUUAAAGCAUCUAAGAUGUAGAAAUGAUGAGGACCAGACUGCUGCUGGGUGACACCACGGGCCUCUGCAUCUUGCCCAUUGCAGUUCUGCAUCAGCAGCCUGCUGGGAGCCUGGAGGGAACGUUGUGUCCAAAGCAUGAGAAGUGAAGAGGAACUUUUCCCAUGAAGGUCAGCAUCAUUUGGUACUGGAUGUGCUUCCUGGAAGUGUUUUGUCAGGUAGUAACUGCUUGCAGAACUGGGAUAAUGGCCGACUUCAGAGAAGCAGCACGCAGCCGUCAGCGUGUCUGCCUGCAAAUCCCUGACAUGUGCAGCCUGCAUGGUAUGGGAGAGAACGGAUGGAGGCUGCUGUGCCAGGCACUGCGGAGAAACCCAACGGGGAAGCCUCAUUCCAGCAUGCCAAAACAAAGGAAACAGCUACCUAAAUAAACAAAGCUGAGAUCACGUUGGGACGAGACCUUUGCAUCCAAGAGGAGACAUGAGGCUGGUUUUAGAUCCCCAGGAGCCUCAGACAGCAAGGAGAGCCUCAGGAAAGCACCUUGGGGUGGCUUUGGUACAGAAGGAACAAAAUCGGCAGCAUCAGCGUAUUUCCAAUGGGAUUCACCUUUCCUGUUCAGUUUUCCACAACGUCCGGGGAAGGUGCUCGAGGCCGAGACCAACAGCACGGCCCCAGCUGCCUCCUGGAUUUGCACAAAGCUCUGGGGAGCAGAGCCCGAGAGCUGCCCAUGGCAGCAGACACCAGCUCUGCGAGGGGACGGGCUCUCCCCAGCCAGCACCUCUGCCUCUGCCGCCGCUGCUGCAGCCCAGCCCUGCCCGGGCACUCGGCCUUCAAGUUAUUGCCACAGGGGCCAACUGAAACUAAGGAAAGAAUUGUUUCUUUUCC